CUUGAGAAUAUAUCCUCAAAAUAUCUUCUAGAGUUUGUCCAGCUACUCUGGUACCCAAGUGCUUUGAUGGACUUGGAAAAUUAGUUCUUAAAAAUGUCUUGUAGGAACUUUUACAUCUGGUUUUAAGGUAACCUGAAAUUAAUGAUGGAUUUUAUGUAUCUAUUUGCAAUGGAAGAAAUUAAUUUGUGUUAAUCGAAUAAUCGAAUAUAUAAAUGCAUAAUUAUUAUGAUCAAUUUUAAAAAUACCAAUGCUAAGAAACAGGUGCAUACAUAAAUUGCGCCAAAAAGUUAAAAUGAUGCUGCUUUGCUUACCCAACACCAAUUUAUUAAUGUGUUUUUCGUACUCCAUCGUAUUUGAAUUUGGUUCCUUUGGCACAAUAACAUCAGCACUUUCACAAUGUUUUUAAAAUGUAUUACAAAAUCUUCUAAAUAAACAGGUUUUUAUUACAAAAUUAAAAUAAAAAUCAGUUUGAAAAUGGAACACAAACAAAAGGGAUGCCAUAAUGACAGACUGUCUGUAAACUGUCAGUGAGUGAAAAAUCACCCCAGACAUUUUUCGUUAACUGGAAUAUAUCUAUCUUUUUCUUUCUUGUUGAAUAGAGUAGCGAAUUAUAUUUGUUGCGAGUGACUGAAUAAAAAAAAAGGUGAACGUAAACAUAACCUUACAAAACAAACUACUUUUUUCCGUAUUUGAUCUGAUUAUUUUGCAGACUUUUUUGUUGGAAAAAAUACACUUUAUUAGAUAAAAAUUCAUAUAUAUUUUGAAAAGACACUGAAGAGGAUCAUUGACGAACCCUUUAACGCAUAUUACUAUUCUACAAAUAAACAAAAUAAGCUUGUAAACCAAUACGAUGGAUGAAACUUCUGAUGAAAUUAAAAUGUGGACAUUUCUGGAUAAAGCCAUAGCAGAAACGAGAGAUGUACAAAAACUAAACAGUCUCCUUGAUAUAAAGCUAGGCAGCUCGCACAAAUCAAAUAAACUACAUUUUGAAUCUGAUUUUGUAUUAGAAAUUAUCAAGAAUAAUGAUUAUGAGCUUUUAAAGAAAAUCUCCUGUGUGUGCGACACAGAUGAUCAUUCCAUAAUAUUCAAAACCGUAAUUGAUUUCAUUAACACCACAAAAAACGAUAUCAAAUAUCAACUUACAAUUAUCAAUCUUUUACAUUUUUUAUUCAAAUCUUUUGAAACUAAAAUAUUUGAAAAUUUAAGCCCUAAAUUUAUAUAUAACUUUUUAAUAGCUAGUCUAAAUAUUCCAGAAAGCAAAUCGAAAGCUUUCGAAACUUUAACAUUAUACUUCCAAAUAUUUUCAGUAUCUGAAAAAAUACUAUGCCUCAAUAAGGUAUUUGAAUUUUCAAUGGCAAACAACAACUUGGACAUAUUUUGUGCUCUAUUGAAUGCCACUGAUAAGCAAGUAAUGAACGACGAAAAUUGUUGCUUCAAUAUUGAAAAUAGCAAUUUUUGGAAUUACAUAGAAUCAUGCAUAUCAAAUCAGAAGUCGCACUUACAAAAACAAGGCGGAUACGUUUUAGCUAAAUAUACUGAUUCAAAUGAUGAAUCUUGGAAGGCUUUUUUUAUUUUAAUUGAUGUUGGAAGGGAGAAACAAUUACAUUUAAUUGGCCCUUCGUUAAAUCUAUUUAAAUACAUUAAAGGUUUGCCAUUUUUAUGGCAAAAGUGUGUUUAUAAAAUUUAUCUAGAGCACACACAAACUACUAUAGUUUAUCAAGUGGCUAUUGAAAUGUUAAAGCAAUCAUAUCUUGAAGAAAAUCUUAAAGAAAUAUUCAGAAUAUUAUUUCCGGCUAUUAAUAAAAAUGAAUAUUCGUAUUUGUCAAAUGAAAUGUUUGAAGGUUUACAUGAUUUUUGUUUGAAAUUAAACAAAAAUCAACUGGAAAUUGUUGCUAAAGAGUUAAUUGCUGUUUCGUGGAAUAGUGUGAGCUUUUGGAAAGUUAUUCAAAGUGUAUUUGACAAUAAGGCUAGCGAAAAAAUAAAUUUAUAUCAAGAAGUUAUUAGUUGUGCUGCUAAUCUUACAAAUGUUUUUAUUAGACAUACAAGUAUUCAAUUUUUAAUUAAAUCAUUUUGGGACGAAACUAAUUAUGAAAAAUUAAUCAAAAUUGGUUCUUGUUGUUUUGAAUUAACCAAACAUAAUAAUUUUGAUUAUCUGCAAGACUGUAAAGUCUCCUUAAAAGUUUUGUUUAUGUUUAAAGAUGAUCCAAAGAAAAUUAAUCACUUGAAAAUAUGGAAACAAUGUCGAAAUUAUUUGUCAGAUUAUGAACUGGGAACUGUUUUAGUUGAUUUUUAUAUGACACAUUUAGAUGCUGAUAAUUGUGAUUUGUUUAUAAAUUUAUUUGUAAAUGCAUCAAUUGAAUCACAAUCAUUGAAUGCAAUAAUUAUUCAUGAGCCACUUUUUGCACCUCAAAAUUAUAAUCAAUAUCAAUUAUAUGCUUCAUUAGCUUUAGCAAGGUCGGGAAUAGAUAUAAAAAUUCACAAGAAUAAGGAGGCGAUUAUUAUUAGAUACAAUGAUAAGGCUGUAAUUGAAGUGAAAGAUUUCGGUAUUUGUAAUGCAUGUCUUGUUGAUAUUAUUUUUAAAUGGUAUCCAAAUUAUGAGGAUCCGGUUUUUGUUGAAAUUGUAACACAUAUAGUAAAAUCCCAAGGGAAUAAAGUUUUAUGUUAUUUAUAUGGAAAACUGAAAAGUUUACUUGAAUUUACCACAAGUGAGAAUCUAGUCGUUCAUUUUAUUAAUUUAUUUUACCAAAAUCUAUUACAAAUAAAACGAGAUCAAUAUUUUAAAACUAUUGCAAUUAAAUUCAUUGAAGCCUUAUUAUGUUCCUCGCAUUAUUUUUCAACAUAUAGUUUUCUUCAGACAAAUUAUUAUAGUUUAGUUGAAUUUUCUAAAUCGUCUUCCUUAAUAAGAUUAAGCUGGUUACAAAAUAUAAGGAAGUUGUAUAGUAAUGACAAAGAAGUGUGUUUGAAUGAAACAUUUUUGGAAUACAUAUGGCCAAUAUAUAUGCAAGGAAUGAAGAUAACUAAAGAUGAAAGAACUGAAUUCAAUCUUUGUCAAGAGUUUAUCUGCAAUGGAGAUGUUAAAAAAAUAGAAGAAUAUGGAGAAUUUUCAAACCCUAAUUUACUUAAUGCAACAUCAAGGCUGUCAGCGAUUAAUAUUUUAGUUGAUUUUGCUGGGAAAGCAUCUGAAAUAUUUAUUAAUUAUGUGCUUGAGAAAUUCAACAAAUAUUACAAGAAGCGUUAUUUUCCUGAUUCAGCGAUUCACUAUGAAAAGUUACGUAUUAUCCAGAUUCUCCUAUGGAUUGUGAUUGAGACCCGUGAGAAAGUACCAAAAAAACUACUAGAAGUCUUACGUACUUUUGUAUUUAAUUGUUUUCAAGAGGAAACCAAUCAAAAUUGUAUUAAGCAACUUUUAAAUUGGCUUCUGAUAUUGGCCUCAGACAAUGUUGGAACGGUGUUUGACUGGAUUGACAAAAACGUUCCCAAUUUAUCUUCAUCAGUUUUAAUUAAUGUAAUGCCAGCAAUAUAUCAUUUGGCUUUAACUGAUGAUAAUGAAGAAUCUUUGGAAAAAACUAUUAAAAUGUUACUACCUUGGACUAUGGGUGCUCAAUUAAAACUACGCGUCUAUGCUCAAGACAUAAUAAGUAGAAUCUUUAAAUAUGCUCAACAAAAAAACUACAAACAUCUUCUGGACAAACAUAAUUCUUUGCAAAUUUGCAUUGCUACCUGCAUCGAAUCAACUGGUGAUAUUUUUGAAAAUACUUUGAAAACAGAUUUAGUUUUCCUGGAAUAUUUUAAUCCAGUCACGGACAAGACAUAUCCAACUGUAUUUUAUGAUAUUCCUAGAUUAAAUAGAGUGAAUCCAACAGAGUGGAUGAAUUUGAACAAAUGCCCUUCUGCUACUUUUUCAAAUGCAGUUGAUACAUUUUUAAGCAAAAACCAACCCUUGAUCAACCCUACCAGUCAAUUAACUCUAGCAGAUCCUACAAUGCACAUUCAAAAAAAAAUCACCCCCUGGAAAAGUGCACUGGAAAACUCUCAAACCGCUCCAAUCACAACCGACUUUAUACUUGUAGCUUCGCUAAUAGAAAAAUCCCAAAACUUGGGUGGACUUUCCAGGACCUGUGAAGUUUUCGGACUGCAAACUUUGGUAUUUAACAAUGCAAAAAUCGUAGAAGAUAAGGAAUUUAAAAGUUUGAGCAUGUCAUCCGAGGGCUGGAUAAAUGCUGUUGAAGUUAAAGUCCAGGAUUUGAGGGAUUAUGUUUUGAGUUUGCAGAAAGAUGGGUAUUUUGUUGUGGGCGCCGAACAAACAGCUGGUAGUAAGAAGUUGAACGAAUUUCGAUUUCCACGUAAAAUGGCGUUGGUUUUAGGAAAUGAGAAAACUGGCAUUCCACCAGAUCUAAUUCCAUUACUAGAUGUUUGCUUGGAAAUUCCACAAUUCGGUGUAACCCGCUCCUUGAAUGUUCACGUAGCAGGUGCCACAUUUAUUUGGGAAUAUGCAAAACAACACUUAGUUUAAGAAAAUACUUUAUGUUAUAAUGGAAUUUUCAGGGUACAUAAACAAGUUUCUUAAUAAUAGAUAACAUUUUUUUUAAAUACUUAUACAAAGGUAAUAAUUCCUAGAAAUAUAAAGUCUUAAUGAGACCUUGCAAUCUCUGAGAAAUACUGCAAAAUGUCCUCAAUACUAAAUUCCAAAGUAACCAUAGACCCUGGAUAACAUUGCUGUAUUAAUUCUUCCAACAUUUUGUAUUGCCUUAUAAAUUCUUCUUGCAUAGCCCUCCAAACAACUUGCAACAAAUUGCUUUCUUCCGAUAAAUGUUUCUCCACUUUUUUGUACAAAGAUUCUAUACCUUUUUUAACUGUACUUCCCGGAUAUUGAUUAAUCACUUUUCUCAAUUCUUGUUUACUGAAUGCUAGUUGGUAACUUACUUCAGAGGCUUUGACACCACUUGCAACUUUAGCUUGAACACCUUCAAAAAACGUCUAAAAAGGAAUCAAUGAGACAAAUUGUAUUAUUACAAUAAAAACUAUUACAUUUAACUUUUCCAAUGGCCUACCAAAAUAUAAAGUUACAUAAGACUGUAAGGCAUCACUAUAUCUUUGUUUAGCUUCUUUUCUUUGAUUAUCGAGUACAGAUAUUUUCAACUGAGAUAAUAAAGAGUAAAGAUGGUGAUAGUUUUCUAAAAAAAAAAAACAAUAAUAAUAAGAAAACCCCAUUAAUAAACAAAAAAUUUUACCCAUUUUUGUAACUUGUGAAGGCGUCUUUUGCUCAUUAGCAUGUACAGGUAUAUAAUCAAUAAUGAUAUCAAUUAAUCGAGUGUACCAUUUUUCCAAAUCGGCAGCCCUAUCGCUCCUCAAUAAACACUCGACAUUAACAGCGAAAAUUUCCAAAUUUGAAACAUAAGGCAAAAUGCCAACUUUGGAUUUUCUUGCCAAACGACACUCUUUGACCGAAUCGAUUUGGGUUUGCAUAAACUGAUCCAGCGAACGUUUUACUUCGAUUAGUUGAGAGGCAAAAGUGUUGCUGAGAAACGAACUUUGUGCUGACAUCACGUGCUGAUUCAAGCAAACCAAAACAUACAUACAAUAACUAAAAUAAAAGUUCAAAACCCCAAAAGCAACAUACAAUAAUUGCAUACUUACAAACUAUCUUGUCUUUUAACAUUAUCAAUUAACAAAUCCAAUUCUGUUUUUAAACAAGCAAACAAAUUACUCAUCAUACUUUUAACGUCUUCAUCAAUUUGCUUUUCAACCUUUUUUUGUGGCAAAAUUAUUUCGGUACUAACUUCGCUGCCAUCCAAAGUGGUAAGGGUAUUUUUAGAAGUAGGACUUAGCACAUCUAGUUGAAAAAAUUUAACGCAAAAUUGUUGCUCUUGCAUAAACACUGGUUCCAAUUGUGUAAGGACUUGUUCCAAAAUUGUCUCGUAGCGUUUUCUAUCUGAAGAACUAGUUUCUAGAGUCCAAAAAUCUCUAUCUAAGCCUAUGAGGGUGGUGGGUGAUUGAACUGGAUAAGCUCCGAUUUUUUCUCUUGCUGAAUUGAAUAAACUUCUCAAGUCUCUAUCGUAUAAUUUGCCCAAUGAUGAUGUGUAAACUUCUUUGAGUGAGUCGUACAUUUUUUUAUCCAUGACCUAAUGAAGUUAAGACAUUAUUUAAAGAUUGAUAAGGUGUUUUCAUUCGGGCUUAAUGGCCAUCGUAAGUUGGAAUUUCUUCCUGACGUUUCGCUAGCAUGCGUGGCUAGCAUUUUCAGAGGUGCUUCCAUGUCCGAUUCUGGUAGCAGACUGACGCGUUUCCGACUGUAACUUGUAUUUAUGUGCAAGUGGCUGUGGUGGGGCUUCGCGGCACAUGGCUAAUCUCAACUUUCUCUGUACUGAAUGUGACCUUUCUUGCGUUUUCGAGGAUCGGGUUCCAGAUUUGGUUAAGUUUAAGUAUUUCUUCUUUCCUGUUGUGGAUUUCUAUAGCGUCACAUACAAGACGCUUGUAGUAUCCGGAAGUCGGUGCUAGAAACCAAAGAGUAUUUCAUGAUUGCCCAAGUCUGCAGUUUCUUUUGUGCACAUUCAUCCUGGUGCCCAUGGAUCCUUUUGUCGUUCCUAUGUUUACCUUACCACAUGUGCAUGGUAUACGAUAGAAUCCAGCGCUUGACAGUGGGUUCCUCUUAUCCUUGGCUAAUCUGAUUGAUUGCUGUAUUUUUUUUGUUGGCUUAAAGAUUGUUUUUAUGUUGUGAUUCUUCAAGACUUUCCUCAUCCUGUCUGUCACCCGAGAAAUGAAAGGCAGAUAUGUAUUAGCCACUACUGGUUGUUCAUCCACCUUUUGUCGUGUGGCAGUUUUGGGUCGCAUGGCCCUGUCGAUUUCAGAUGCAUUGUAAUCAUCCUGCUGACCGGGCUGAGCGGACUUCCCAUAGUUACACGGUCCGUUUGCUCGUAGAAAUCGCUAUUUUGCAGGAAGUAACUACCAGUGAGACAUGUCCGGAAAAGCUCAACUAUGUCAUUGGGAAAGGUACUUGAUAUCAAGUCAAGAGAUUCUGUCAAUUCAAUGGCACUUCUGUGAAUAGGGACGCGACAUCAAAGCUGACCAGGAUAUCCUUGGGUUAAAGAAUAAUAUCUCUAAUUUUCAGGACAAAGUGAAUGAAGUCCUUGACGUAACAGCUAGUUUUUCCUACAUGCGGUUGAAGAAGCGAUGCAAGAUGUUUCGCUAGGUUGUACGUUGGUACUCCAGGUGCCCUCACUAUAGGUCUUAGCGGGUCUUCCGGUUUGUGAAUUUUGGGUAGGCUGUAGAGUCGUGGUGGAGCUGCUUCUGUUAUUAUGAUGCCUUUCUUAACUGCGUCUGUUAGGGUAGAUGAGCUAAUCAGUUUGUUGUUUUUCCGGAGUAUGGCUUGGGUAGGAUCCUUCUUUAGCUUUCGGUAGGUAGAUGGAUCAAGGAGUUCCUGAAUUUUCCAGUUGUAGUCUUCAGUUCUUAACAGGACAGUGGCGUUGCCCUUAUCUGCAGGUAGGAUGAUCAUAUCUUCCGCUGAAUUCAGGUUCUUAAUUGCCAUUAGUUCCUCUUUAGAGAGGUUACUGGUUGGUGGUCGAGCCUUUCGUAGAACGUUGGCCGUCUCAACCUGGAUUUCUUCCGCAGCUCAGGUAGUGCUCUGAUGGCUGCUUCAGUGCUGGCUAUAAUCUCCUCCAUUGGCAGGUGUUGUGGAGUGAUUGCGAAAUUACUGCCUUUUGCCAAGACGGCUGUUGCCUCUCCGGUAAGGACUCGAUCCGUGGGAUUGAUGACCAUUCUGGAUUUGUCAGGUGGUGGGGAAUUUCGGGUUUGUUUCUUACAGGGUGACGAGACAGGAUAGGUAAAAGUCUUGAAGAAACACAACAUAAAAACAAUCUUCAAUCCAACAAGAAAAAUACAGUAAGCAAUCAGAUCAGCCAAGGAUAAUAGGAAGCCACUGUCAAGCGCUGGAGUCUAUCGUAUACCAUGCACAUGUGGUAAGGUAUACAUAGGAACGACCCCCUGGUUCCCAUGGAUCUUUAUCCAUGGGAACCAGGAUGAACGCACAAAAAAAAACUGCAGACUAGGGCAAUUGGAAAAAUCGGCAGUUGCGCUUAGUGAAGGGAAUCAUGAAAUACUCUUUGGUGAGGUCAAGCUUCUUGCACCGACUUCCGGAUACCACAAUCGUCUUGUACUUGAAGCUAUAGAAAUCCACGAACAUACGGAGAACUAAAACAGGAAAGAAGAAACACUUAAACUUAACCAAAUCUGGAACCUGAUCCUCAAAAACGCAAAAAAGAUCCCAUUGAGUACAGAGAAGAUUAGCCAUGUGCCGCGAAGCUCCGCCCCUCUUCCACCACAGCUACUUACACAUAAAUACAACAUACGGUCGGGAACGCGUCAGUUUGGUCUGCCAGUGGCGGCUCUUCCUUAGGUUUGCAGGUUUGCGCAACCCCCAAAACAAAACUUAAAAAAUAUAAAACAAAAAUAGUAGAACUAAAUUUUAGUACCUAAUUAUACUGCGGCAACACCCAACAUUUCUCAUAUCGGGUCUUCAAAAAAAAAACCAAUCGAAGAUUGCUUUGAUUACGAAAACGUACGUCGCAUUCCUGUUUAUUUAUUGGACAGUAUUAUUGACAAAUCAUUUUGACAUUAAAGUUCAUUGAGAAAAUUAAAUAAAAAUAUUGCUAAGACAUACGUUUAAAAAACCAUAGCAAUCUUAGAUUGGUUUUUUUUUUUUUGAAGACCCGAUACCUUUUCACCGCACAACAUAUGGUGAAAAUAAUCCUAUUGACAGAUAUAUGUCAUUAAUUAAUAACUUAAAUAUUGAUAUAUUUGAUAUGACCCUAGGUCAAUUAAAAACGUACCUGAAGAAUAUGUGAUAUUUUUUGUAUAACAGGGUCAAUUCUGGUUUGUAUAUUAUUUGUUGUACCUAAUUCUAUUUUAUGUUUCCAUAUGUUAACUACUCAUUAAGUAUCAAGAUCAAGAUAUUUUUCAUAAUACCUACAUACUUUUACUAAUACUAAUACCUACUUACUUAAAAGAUGAUUUUUG
This is a messenger RNA of Ceutorhynchus assimilis (cabbage seed weevil), 9009 nucleotides long. Lineage: Eukaryota; Metazoa; Arthropoda; Insecta; Coleoptera; Curculionidae. The record is from the annotation of a GenBank genome assembly.